AUGGGAAACUCUAAUGCAGAUACUGUCGUGCACCACAAGUUACAAAACUCCAUCAAAGCCAGGUUCCUUCGUUUUAUGCCCCUGGACUGGAAUCCUAACGGAAGAAUCGGGAUGAGGGUCGAACUUUACGGCUGCACUUACAGGUCGGAUGUGGCUGACUUCGAUGGAAGGAGUUCCAUGUUCUACAGAUUCAACCAGAAGAUCGUGAGCACGGUGAAGGACGCGAUCUUCCUGAAGUUUAAGACGAUGAGAAGUGACGGCGUGGUUCUGCACGGCCAGGGGCAGCAAGGAGACCACGUCACUCUGGAGUUGAGGAAAGGCAAGCUCUCGCUGGAGAUCCACUUAGGUGACAGGUCCCCGCAGGCUGUUAGUGACCGCUCCUCUGUCACACUGGGCAGUCUGCUCGAUGACCAACACUGGCACCAUGUCGCAGUCGAACGCAAUAAGAAGCAAGUGAACUUCACUGUGGACGCGGACACCCAGCAGUUUCACACUAAAGGCGACUCUGAAACCCUGGAUCUCGAUUACGAGCUGAGCAUUGGGGGGACUCCAGUUCCAAGCAAAUCGAUGCCAUCUCAGAGGAAGAACUUCAACGGCUGUAUUGAAAAUCUCCAUUACAAUGGAGUGAAUGUUAUUGAUCUGGCCAAGCGACGGAAACCUCAGAUAUACAUUGGAAACGUCUCGUUCUCCUGCACGGAGCCACGCACCGUUCCGGUCACCUUCAUGACCCCCGGGAGUUACUUGCUGUUGCCAGGAACGCCGCACAGGGAAGAGCUGUCCGUGAGCUUCCAGUUCCGCUCCUGGAACCAGGACGGGCUCCUCCUGUACAGCAAACUGCAGAGAGCGUCAGGAGCCCUGCAGAUCCACCUGGGCCACGGGAAACUGAGAGUCGCUCUCCAUAAAUCAGGGGGCCAGGCGGCCAUCACCACAGGGGCCAAUCUGAAUGACGGCCAGUGGCACUCCAUCCAUUUGACUAUCAAGAGGAAUCGUCUCAGUGUCUCGUUGAACGAUAAGGAAUCCUCCGCUUCACAUUUGACCACGCAGACGCCAGUGUCUUCGGGAAGCCGCUACUAUUUUGGAGGCUGCCCUGGAAACGCCAUUGAGGCAGACUGCUCCAACCCCAUCGGACCAUUCCAAGGUUGCAUGCGAGUGUUCUCCAUUGACGACCAGCCAGCCAAUCUCCUUCUGGUGCAGCAGGGUCUGCAAGGGAACUUCAGCGACCUCCAAAUCGACCUGUGUGGCAUCGUGGACAGGUGCUUACCAAACUACUGUGAACAUGGAGGAGAAUGCUCUCAGUCCUGGAGUAGCUUCUUCUGUGACUGCACAGGGACGGGUUACACAGGAGCCACGUGCCAUAACUCCAGGUACAAGCAGUCCUGCGAAUCGUACAAACACACGGGGAACACCUCAGGUUUCUUCUCCAUUGAUCCCGACGGAAGUGGGCCUCGAUCGCCAUUGCUUGUUUAUUGUAACAUGACAGAAGAUAAAACGUGGACGAUUAUCCAGCACAACAGCAUGCGAGAAACAAAAUUGCAAGGGUCUCCCAAUGUGGUCAGUCCCUACAUGGCGUUCUUCAACUACACUGCGAGUUUGGAACAGCUACGGACCAUGAUCAACAGUGUGGAGCAGUGCGAGCAGCAGAUUGAUUACCACUGCAAGAACUCUCGUCUCCUGAAUGCACCAGGUGGAGUACCGUUCACCUGGUGGAUCGGGAGAACCAAUGAGAAGCAAACUUACUGGGACGGUUCACUGCCCGGACGUCAAACAUGCGCGUGCGGAUUGGAAGAUAGUUGCCUGGAUACGAGAUAUCGGUGCAACUGUGAUGCUGGCACUGAUGAAUGGACCAAGGACACGGGGCUUUUGACGUACAAAGACCACUUGCCUGUGACGCAGAUUAUCAUUGGAGACAUUAACAAGACAAACUCGGAAGCUGUCUUCAAGCUUGGACCUUUACGAUGUUACGGAGAUGGCAAUUACUGGAAUUCGGUUUCAUUUAACACCGAGUCCUCAUAUCUCCAUUUCCCCACGUUCCACGGGGAGCUCAGCGCCGAUAUCUCAUUUUUCUUCAAAACGACUGCUUCCUCGGGGGUUUUCCUGGAGAAUCUCGGAAUAAAGGACUUCAUAAGGAUCGAGCUGAAUUCUCCAAUGGAAGUCCUCUUCUCCUUUGACGUGGGCAACGGGCCGCCGGAGAUCGCAGUGAAGGCAUCCACGCACUUGAACAACAAUCAGUGGCAUUACGUUAGAGUGGAGCGGAACAUCAAGGAGGCAUCGUUGCAGGUGGACCACCUGCCGAGAAAGGUCCAGGAGGCUCCGGCUGAUGGACACAUCCACUUGCAGCUCAACAGCCAGCUGUUUGUCGGAGGAACAGCCUCAAGGCAGAAAGGAUUUCUUGGCUGCAUCCGGUCCUUGCAAUUAAACGGAGUGACCCUUGAUCUUGAGGAGAGGGCAAAAAUGACCCCAGGGGUGAAGCCCGGAUGCCCCGGACACUGCAGCAGCUACGGCAGCCUGUGCCACAAUGGAGGGGGGUGUAUCGAGAAGUACAAUGGCUAUUCCUGUAACUGCAGCCACUCUGCCUAUAAUGGGCCAUUCUGCAAGAAAGAGGUGUCCGCGCUCUUGGAAGCCGGGACGACGGUGAUCUACAAUUUUCACGAGGCGUACGGGAUUGCCCGAAACGUCAGCAGCCAUUUAUCUGCCAUCUACUCCGACCUGACGCUUUCCAGGGAGAAAAUCGUGUUCAGUUUCCGGACAACGCACAUCCCCAGCAUUCUGCUUUACGUCAACUCCUACUAUCAGGAAUACAUGGCGGUGGUGCUGUGCAGCAACGGGAGCCUCCAGAUCCGCUACAAGCUGGACAAUGAUAAAGACGCCAAUAUCUUCAGCGUCGACGGCAGACGGCUGGCGAAUGGACAACUUCACAGUGUGAAGAUUGACCGGGAAGGGAGAGAUGUCCACGUUCAGAUUGAUCAAUACCUGGCAUUGAGAUUUAAUCUAUCGUCGGGGACUGAUGCAGAAUUCAACGGUGUGAAAUCCCUGAUCCUUGGAAAGAUUACAGGCAGUAGCGGGCUGGACAAGGAGCUUCGGAAGGCCAACAUGUGGGGAUUUAUUGGCUGUCUUUCUACCGUGCAGUUUAAUGGGAUCGCUCCGUUAAAGGCCGCCCUUCACCGUCCCAGCUUGGCACCCAUCGAGGUCAAAGGGCACUUAUCCAAGUCAAGGUGCGGCAUCUCGGGGUCGACUGGUUUGAGGACCGUCACCACAACGCAUCCACUGGCAGAUCACACUGGGACAAUUGAAGAGGGCAAGCUGCUGACAAACGCAAUCAGGAGCGACUCUGCAGUCAUUGGAGGUGUAAUAGCGGUGGCGAUCUUCGUCAUCCUCUGCAUUGUGGCUGUAAUGGGCCGCCUGAUGUACAAGCACAAAGGCACGUACCACACCAACGAAAUGAAGAGGGCGGAAUACACUGAGCCCACAGACGCCACGUUGAAGAGCAAUUCCAUUUACCAGGAUUCCCUGAGUGAAGACAAGAAAGAGUACUUCAUCUGACAAUUACACAGGCCCUCUUCAUUAUUAUAACCGAUUAAUAACACCCGGGAUAUACUGUCUGUGCUAUCAGUUAGCUCCAGACUCUGUGAACUAUAAAUGGACAGACAUUACAGUCAGAGUAGGGACAUGAAAAAUGGUUUACACUUUUUGUUCGCCUUAACAGGGCAGGGGUUCUAACGUAUUAUUUCCUGCUAUCUUCAGGUCAGCUCAGGGGAGGAGAAGGAAGAGGUUUUAAAUGUCUACAUGGGAACGGCAGAGAAAUAAAUUUACCAUUAUAACCGUUUAAGUAUAGUUUAGAGAUACGGCGUGGAGACAGGCACGUCAACCCAC
Molecule: messenger RNA, 3870 nt
Organism: Amblyraja radiata (thorny skate)
Lineage: Eukaryota; Metazoa; Chordata; Chondrichthyes; Rajiformes; Rajidae
Product: contactin-associated protein-like 5
Exons: 21
Coding region: 1-3540 (1179 amino acids)
Source: RefSeq, a predicted model, not a curated record